Molecule: messenger RNA, 933 nt
Organism: Brassica rapa (field mustard)
Lineage: Eukaryota; Viridiplantae; Streptophyta; Magnoliopsida; Brassicales; Brassicaceae
Product: TATA-box-binding protein 1
Biological process (GO): DNA-templated transcription initiation
Molecular function (GO): DNA binding
Source: RefSeq, a predicted model, not a curated record
AUCGCUUAUAAUCUUUUGGUUUCUUUAAGCUACGAAACCCUAGAUUUUGUGUAGGAACCAAAACAUUGAAUUUGAUCGUCGAGAAUGAGUGAUCAAGAUUUCGAAGCGAGUAGUAAUCCAGUGGACCGUACCAAUCAUCCUUCAGGGAUAGUUCCCACUCUUCAAAACAUCGUCUCUACAGUUAACUUGGAUUGCAAGCUUGACCUAAAAUCGAUAGCUUUGCAAGCACGGAACGCUGAGUAUAACCCUAAACGUUUUGCUGCUGUGAUCAUGAGGAUACGGGAACCAAAGACCACAGCGUUGAUCUUCGCCUCGGGAAGAAUGGUGUGUACCGGAGCCAAGACCGAAGACUCCUCUAAGCUGGCGGCUAGGAAGUACGCUCGGAUAAUUCAGAAACUUGGAUUCCAAGCAAAGUUCAAAGACUUCAAGAUUCAGAACAUCGUAGCUUCUUGUGAUGUGAAGUUUCCUAUAAGGCUUGAAGGUCUUGCCUGCUAUCACCACGCUUUCGCAAGCUACGAGCCAGAGAUAUUUCCAGGACUUAUUUACAGGAUCAGAGGAAAGAUAGGGAUGAAAGGAGCACAGAUUGUGCUACUAAUCUUUGUGUCUGGGAAGAUGGUUAUCACUGGAUCCAAGAAGAGAGAGGACACAUACAAAGCCUUUGAGAAUAUAUACCCGGUCCUCACUCAAUUCCAGAAGAAGUUCACCCGCUAGGCUAUAGAUCUUGGAGUUGUGUUGUGGUCUUUUAGCCCCUUGGGUCGAUUUUUUCUUUCCCUUAACGACUGUUGAGUUUGAUGUUUGGAAUAUGAGAAAUAUCGUAUGGUGGAAGUAUAUUCAUAUUUACAAAAUAUCUUUCAAAGUCUUGUAAUCUAUAUAAGGCGUAGUAGAACUGUAGCAUGCUUAUUAUAUAUUCCAAGUUAUUAAUACUCCAGAUAA